Molecule: messenger RNA, 969 nt
Organism: Trypanosoma theileri
Lineage: Eukaryota; Euglenozoa; Kinetoplastea; Trypanosomatida; Trypanosomatidae
Product: putative actin-like protein
Exons: 1
Coding region: 1-969 (322 amino acids)
Source: RefSeq, a predicted model, not a curated record
AUGAAUGAAUACACAUUAGCUCCAAACACCUCAUGUUACCAAGACGUACUUGAGCGUCUCUCACACCGCCUCGCCCGUCUACUAUCAGAAGUUGACAUCUACCAACAACAACAACAACAACAACAACAACAACAAGAAGAGAGUGAGGCUGAGAAAGCAAAGAAGAAAUGUGUGAAUACAAAUAGUGUACCAAUGACGACAUCAUCUACGGUAUCAACUCUCUCAUGGCCCUCAUUGCAAGUUCAUCAUCGUGUGAGUCGUCUGCAGGAAUCUUUGGGUGAAUGCAAAGAGUUAUGGGAGACGAUGCAACGUCUGGAUGCGGCAAUGCGGCAGUUAAAAACAGAGUCUCUUAUUGAUUUGCGUAAUAUAUCAGGACCAUGUACAGAAGGUCCUCUUCUCGAUGUGGAGGAGGAGGAGGAGGAUAAGGAUAAGGAUUCUGGUAAUAUGAAUAGCGAAGAAGGGAGAAGAAAGAAUUAUCGUUAUUAUUAUCAUAUGAAAGAAGGGAUAGAUAUGUUGGGGAGAAAUUGUUUAUACAACAGCGGCAAAUCGGAUAAGGAGGAAACGACUCGUUUGUUGGUAAAACUUCAACGGCAAAAAAUCCUUCACGGCGAUGAAGUUCGUCAACUUUCUCAACGUGCUGUACAGAUUCACGACACGUUGAAUUCACAUUUCAAUAAAACUCCUAAUUUGUGUGAAGAAGUCUUUAAUGCAAUUUCUGAUAGUCAAAAUAACGAAAAUGAACAUGAUAUGGCUAAACUACAUGCCUUAUGUAGACGCAAUGAGGAGCGUGCCCGUAGUUUGCAGGAGCGAUUAACACGAAUAUUGGAAAAGUAUCACCGCGUUGUGGCACAUACAAAUAUGGAGCUUUGCCGUUUAGAUCUGGAACUCCAGGCAAUAGAACGGCAAUCACCACAGACAGAAGAAGAAAAUAUGCUUCAACUAUUGCAUUAUCGUGGUGAUAAAUGUUGA